UUGGUGCUGUCUGCAGACUUGCUGAAGGUGCACUCAAUCCCAUCAUUUAAGUCACUGAUCAAGAUGUUCAAAAGUUCUGGUCCCAAGACGGACCCCCUGGGGAACACUGCUCAUCGCUGGACCAUUUUCCCUUCCUCCUUUAUCAGAGGGGUGCACUUUCUUUGUCUUUAAUUUUUUUACUAAUGUACUUGCAGCAUCCCUUCUUGUUACUCUUUGCAUCCCUUGCAUUUCUGCUGCUGGCUGCAAGGAUGAUGUACCCCAAAUGUCCCUGAUUGGUAGGAACAGUGUAGCCUGAAGUUGUAGCCUGGUUUGGCUGAGCAUCGUCACACUGGGCAGCUCUGCUUUUGCUGCUACCCCGACUCUCCUCUGUGACGGCAGAGCUGGCUGCUCUCUGCUUGGUGCUGCAGCAGAGGCACGCUGCUGGAGAUGUUACUUACAGCUGCUGCUUAGCAACCAUGUUUGCAAGACAGCAGUAAAUGGGCUAUAGCCCCUCUUCAGAUCAGGUAUCUAGAAGCCUUCAAGAGUCUUAAUUAUCAGUUACAUGAAAAUGCUGUCCUUUGCUUGGCAGCAGCUCUUGGUGAUUUGUUCUGCAGAAUCACAUGUGACUCCUGGACAGCAGCUCAGCAUCCUGCAGGAAGAGGACUUCUGUUGUUCCCCUUGUUAAGGAUCAUUUUAUAAGGAUAUAAGGGGCUGCAAGAUGUGGCUGGGCUUUAGGGAGAGGUGGGCAAUGUUCUCAUGACAUCUGUAGUGGUGAGAUGUUCCUUUGCACAUGUCCAUGUGCCAGUACCUGCCCCCAUUGCCACAGCUGUGUCCCCUGUCCCAGCUGCCUCCAUCUGGCGUGUGACCCAGAUUUGGUCGGCCUGCCCUCGGCGGAUAACCCCAAUGGCUGCUGGGUGCUCUGGCCGCGGGGUUUGCAUUGCCCACUGCACUGAAAGGACGGGGGCUGCCCUGCUGAUGCCCUGCGGGUCCGUGGAGAGCUAGAUCCUCGCGGAGCCGGGCCGGGGCUGGGACAGGAGGCAGAGCCGGCUGAGGGGACGUGAGCUGCUGCCAGAGACGGGAAGAGAAAGCGCUCUUCUUAGGUUGGGUUCCCCGGGCUCUGGCUUCGUGCAAGUGCUGGGUCGUCCCGGUCAGUCUCCGUGUACCGGUGGAAUCCGACAACGGCGUCCUCGUGAAACGGACGCGUUACGAGCGCGGGGGGGCCUCCCCCACCUCCGGGGGGCACGGAGGGAGGAGCCGCAGCAGGCGGUGCGCGGGGCGGGGCGGGGCGGUGCCGCGGGCUGCUCGGCCCGAGGGAGCGGGUGCGGAGGAGCUGCGGGGGGAGCGGGAGCUGGGGUGGAGCACACGUGCUGCUGGUCGGCUCCCUGCGGAACGCGCUGUGUUUCAGCUGCUGUCCCGCGAUGUGCGAGGCGGGGCUGCUGGCACCGGAGCCUUGCGAGGCGGCGCGGGGCUAUGGCGAAUCGUCGGACACCUGCUGCCAUAUGGACCGCUGGCAGAGGCUGCGCACCGCCGUCCGGAGGCUGGAGUUCUGGGAAAGCUUCAGUGCCGAGCUGGUCGGGAGCGGCUUCUUCUCAAAGGUGUACAAGGUGACCCAAGCUGCUGCUUGUAAAGUGAUGGUGGUGAAGAUCUACAAGAAUGACGUGGACCAGGAGGUGAUAGUGCGUGAGAUCAGCCUGCUGCAGAAGCUCUCCCACCCCAACAUUGUCAGGUAUCUUGGGAUAUGCGUAAAGGAUGACAAGCUGUACCCCAUUCUGGAGUAUGUGAAUGGAGGCUGCCUGGAGGAGCUCCUGGCCAGCAAAGACAUCACUUUGUCAUGGAAGGAGAAAGUGGACUUAGCCUCUGACAUCACCAGGGGCAUGAUCUACCUGCACUCCAAGAACAUCUACCACCGAGAUCUCAACUCCAAGAACUGUCUCAUCCGAGUGACACCACGUGGCCGCGAGGCGCUGGUGGCAGACUUUGGGCUGGCCAGAGAAGUGGUGGAGCUGCCCGUGCAGUAUGCAGAGAGGAAGCUGUCCCUGGUGGGCUCUGCCUUCUGGAUGGCUCCUGAGAUGUUGCGGGGAGAGCCCUAUGACAGGAAGGUGGAUGUGUUUUCCUUUGGCAUUGUGCUCUGUGAAAUCCUGGGCAGGAUCCCAGCGGAUCCCGAAGUACUUCCCAGAACUCAGGACUACGGCCUGGAUGUGGCUGCCUUCUGCAGGAUGGUCAGCGGAUGCCCCCGGCGGGUGCUGGACCUUGCUGCUUGUUGCUGUCAGGUGGAAGCAUUCAAGAGACCAUAUUUCUCUGAUAUCCUGGAUGAGUUGGAAGACGUUGCAGAAAGCCUGGAGCCCAGGAGGGACAAUCCACUUUCAAGCUGAGCUGUGGGCUCCCUGCAAAGCCUUAUGGAUGGACUUUAAAUGGAGGGUCAGAAAUGAAGAAAGAAGGUGGAUAACGGAAGAACUAAGUGACCCACUGGUAUUUAUUUAAUUAUAGUCUCAGUCUCUAAUUUCUGAGAUUGAAAAAUGGAGAGGAGACUUAACCAAGGUCUUACCUGAGGUUUUUAACAGAUGUAAUUCAGACAGCAAACAGCCUUUGUUUGUUUGCUUGUUAAAAGUAAAUGAUCCUGGAAGGCAGGUCAGGGACCUUGAUUGCCUUUGAGAAUGCUUUCCAAAUCCUCUACAGAAAUGCAGCCCUCUCUGGCUUCCCUGUGCUCCCUGGGUUCAUGGCCUUCUCCUUCCACGUCCUCUCUGUGCUUGGGGAACCUCUGUGGGGGCUGGAAUCCCUUUGGAGAAAAGCUGGGGGCUUUGAGGCACACAGAGAGCCUCAAAGUUGCCGUACGCUUCAAAGCCUUAAAACCCUCCUUGAGUGGCCUCACAGGGAUGGCUGCAUUGUGUAGUGGGGAUACUGGUGGGAUCCUCUGACAUGUGCAUGGGGCACACCAACAUUCAGUGAGGUUUUGGGGAGCAGUGUGGAAGGUGUGCCUCACUGAGGUGUGAGCCAACCAGUCAGUAUCUCCUCUCAGAACUGGUCCUGUGCUCUGUCCCAGUGCUGCGGCUAUCUGGAUUUCUCCCCACAGCCCUCUGUCAGGGUAUGGAGGUGGGAGAGGUGCACCUCUUAUCCUUCCACAGGUACCUGUCUCCAGUUCAGCUGGUUGCCAGGCCUCAUUGGGAGGGACGUGUUCUACUUAGGACCGAAAUAUCUGUGGUUGUCAGUAGGUGUGAUGGCUGUGUGGCAGUGGAGCUGUGUCUCUUUUGUACACUGUAAGCUCUUGGAGUAGGGGCCCUUCGUACACCAAAAAGUAUUUGUAAUUUGUAAUAAAUAAUGAGGUGUGCAAAUAGCAUUGCAGACCUACAUGUAGACCUGAUCUCGAGGUCUUGGGCAGAAUUUGGUGUCACAUGUGGCCCAGUGUCUCUGUGCCUUGGCACCCACACAAAGGAGCAGCAGUAGCGUGCCGAGAUGGAUGUUGUGGUGGAUUGCAGUGUUUUCAGCAGAGAUACCUCAUGAUAAGUGACAUGAAAGGCACUGAAUGGCACCAGGAUCAUUGGCUCAGCCAUGUAUCCAGAGAAUCCUCCAUCCUGGAGCUACUGUUGUGCUUCUCUGGGCUGUGACAGCUGUGCACAGGAAACCUGCUUGGCACCAACACACACCAGCAAACAGCUUCCUGCUGGGGAGUUCUGCCAGUAGGAGGAGUGAAGCCUCGGGAAGCAGGAGACCAAAAAGGAUGGAAGCUUUUCAACCUGGUGGAAGGUAGAGUUCCCACUUUUUUAUUUGACCAGUGGCAUGAAAUGGACUGCAAAGGCAGUGGAAACAGCACUGAUAUACCCUUGUGUCUUCAGGGACAGCCAGCCACCACCAGCACUGCAGCAGUUGGUCCCUCUGCUGUGGGCUUGCCCCAGACCACCAGCACUGUCCCCAGUUCUUGGACAUGGUGUGAGGGUCAUUGUGAGCUGGGAACCAUCCCUCAUGGGCCAUUGGGGUCUGCAGGCUGUCCUGGAGGCAGAGGGCAGCGGUUGGACACAGCUGAGCUGGGUUAUGCAGCUCAGAGCACUUUCUGUCUGCUGGCACCUGUAUGGCUGUGAGGCUGCAUCUGCUUGGCAGCAUCCUGAGGGCAGCCAUGGGAAGGUGAAGUGCUGUAUUUCUGCUGGGCUUUCUGUCUGCCCCAUCCGCUCCCAUGGAAGAGACAUCUAGCCCCAUGCUGAGUCUCAGGUGACAAAGGAGAUCUUUGCUAGAAGGACAUGUGCUGCUGUUGCUGCCUGGUUCCAUGGCCAUUUCCUCCUGUGCAGAGUGCUGCUGCUGAAACACAGCACCAAACACAGUGAACAUCUUCAUGCUCUGUCAGCACAGCUGGUAGGAUAAAACCUUGGUGAAGACAGAGCACUGUUAGCUGUGAGAAAGUGGUGCUUUGCCUGUGGUGCCACUCGGUGCCCGUGGCGUGGGGCUCCUUACAGCAUCUGUUGCUUCAACUAGGGGCACAGCAGCAGCACAAGCACAAUUCAAAGGGCAGUGGGUUCACUUUUUCCAUCCUAGCAGCCUAUGAUGAGCUGAAGGGACCAAAGCACAGUGAAAUAACUUCUCUUCCCUUGAUGCAGUUUGUUUUGUGCUGACUAUAAAUGGCACUGAUUAUUUUUCAAUGCAGCUGCCUUACAAGGACAGCUCAAAAAAUCAGAGGGAGAUGUUUUCAUUUUGACCACCACAUCCAGUGCAUCCAAAUGCAAAUUGUAUGGAGGUGCUGAAGCUGUUUUAUUACAUUCUCAUGUGAGCAGUUGUUGGUGUUAGGUUGGUGUUAGGUUUCGCUCCUUCCAAAGCUCCAUCCCUUAAAGUCUUUCAAUUCUGCCUGUGAAAUCUUGGGCAUGUGGAAGAACUGCCAUGUUCCUCCCUGCAAAGAACUGCUGCAGAGCCUCUCGGUGCUGGCAGCAAUCCCAUGGGUGUUGGGCUGUCCCAGACACUGCACAGGAGUGUCUCUGAAAGUGUCUCUCACUGGCCACAGGGCUGCUUCCCCUUUUGGCAGGUUGUGCACCAGCCAGCUAUCAGAACUGCUUCCAGCUGUUCACCUCCUGGCUCCCUGCCCUGGAGUGAAGGGAGAAAGCAGGUUCUCACCUCAUCCCCUGUCCUUGCCCAUCGUGAUUUACCAGGGGGAACAACAGGAGGAACUCAGGGAUGUUGUUAUUCCUGGUCUUCAGGGGUCACUCCUUUCCAGACCUGCUGAAGAGCAAGCACAAAAGGCAAACCUAAUUCUUGAGCUUUCUGGGACACAGAAAAGCUGAGGUGAGCAGUGACCACUGGGAUCAGUCAGACACUUGACUGGGGCUGUUCUGCUUUUCUUCUGGAGAGACCUAGCAAGAGGGACUAGAUGGCAUGCUGACAGUUUGGGGGUAUGUUCCUUUAGGGCAUGUCCUUUACAACAUCUCAAAACUCCUCCCUGCACCUUCCUACACUGUCAGGUGUAGGAGCUGAUGGAGGUGCGAGAACCACUCUUGGAGAAGUGGGAUCUCUGGGUUGGGCACUGUGACUGUCACCAGACCUUGGAGGCCGCAUGGAGGAAGUGCUCUUCCUCAGUCUCCAGUUACAGCAGUGCCCUGCGUGCUUGGGGUCUGCUUCCUUAUCCUCACCAUGUCUCCCUGCAACUCCAAGCAGCAGGACCUUUGCUAUGUGGCUUCUUUAGAGUACUGUACCCCAGAUUGCAUCAAUUUCACUAAGUUCUGAAUAACUACAGAGGAAAUCCAUGUGGACUAGUGUAUAUGGGACAUGAUGGAUGUCUCCCCAGGGGGAUAGAUCCUGACCUAGUACUUCAGUUCUUCCUGGUUGGAGUCUGUGCAAGCCCUCUCCAUGGCUGCUGUAGUUAUGGGACCUGGGGAGGGCCAUCAAGCCCUGAGGACCCUCUCCUUCACACAGCUGUAUCACCACAGGGAGUGCUUUCCUGCCUUGCAGGAGAGGCUGCAGUGCCAACUCACUGCGCUGGCUGAGGGAUGCGUCAUUUUCCAGCCAGGUGCCACCCACCUCACCCAGCACUGGUGGUGGUGUGGGCACGAGGAGCUGAGAAGGGACAGCCCCAGCACAGUUGACCUUGGGGGUCAGCUUGCUACACAUUUGUGCACUAAGUGUGAUAAAUAUGGGAUCCUGCAGAACUCACACAAAAAAAUACACUAUUUCCACUGUUUGAUGUGUCACUGUAAUGCACUUAGCAAUUUGUUUACAUGGUGUCUCCUUCUGCUUGACUUGGGUCUGCUGUAGUGUCCUAGUACCACAUGCUGCUGGACAGACUUCUUUUUCCAGCUCUUUGUCCACAGUGGCAAAAGAGUGAGAUCCUGAAAACACUGGAAUGGCUGGAGCUGGCUCUGGGCCUUUCCAGUUUGUUGUGGGAUUUGUUGGGUAAUGGGGAAGAGAAUUCAGUGCCCUUCAGAUAGCUCUUGGAUCCAACAGGAAAAAAGGGUGCACAAAUACUGAAGGUUUUGUGUAUGUAGAUUAGAGACAAAAAUACCAGUAUGUGCUAUGUAGGGUAAUACCAUCUGAGAGUUUUACUGAAAAACAGUAGCCUUACCACCAAGGUAGUCUUUACAUCAAGUCUUUACAUCAAAGUAAUGCACUUUUCAGAAAAGCUUACUCAGCAUCGGUAGGGCUGCUGGAGAUAGAGCAGGAUUAAAGUCAGGGCUCACAGAAGCUCAAAGCAGUACUCUUCUCUUCUGAUCUCUAAAGGCUACAGCUGCUCUAGGCCAAAGACACAACGUCCUUCUUGGUCUGAUCUUGCCCUCAAACAAUGUGAUGUUUUCUGUCUUCUGUUGGCUGUUGAGUGGCACCUGUCAGUGCCAGUCAGACAUCCUCCUGUGCUAUUAAAUUGGCCUGAAUUUCAUUUCUGUUCAUUUAUGGGAGUAAUGGUAUUCUUUACCCAUCUUCCAGUUGAUGCCAUCAGCAUAGCUCCCAUGUGCACCCAGCCAAUACAUGCCAUUGAGAUUAGAGUAGUGGCAGUCAUUGUACCACCACGCUCCCUUGUAGGCACAGUUGAAGGAGCUCAUGUCAUUGUCCUGGUCUGCUGUUGAAAAUGACACAUCCUUGUGGUAUGAUAAGGAGUCUCCUGCAGGGAGUACACACUCACAGUUACUGCAGUAGUGCAAAAGGAAACCUCAUGUUCCCGAGCACCAACUGCAGGGCAGCAGUGGCCUGGCUGGAUGUAAGGCAGUUUGUAUGAAUCCCAUUCUCUUGGUUGCCUGCAUAGUCUCCUUGGUCACCCAGAAAAGGAGCGGUAUCCUGAGUUCUGCUAGGACUGCUAACACAUGCGGCAAACCCACCUAUGGCUGUGCAGCACAUGGGCCAGAUUCUGCCUGCAGUCACACAGGUGUCCAUUCUUUUGCACCACUUGCAUUCUCUGCAUUUACUGAGGUCUGGACCAGCAGACAGUGUACAAAGCCUCAUAAACCCAGAGCACUGCUAUCUCACUUGUUGGUUUCACUCAUUCCCACAUGAAGGAUACUGAAUUCUGCAGAGGAUUUGUAUGUUUUUUAAGAUGAAACAAUGACACAACCCCAACAUACCAGGAAUUCCUGGUAACCUGAUUCUGCAUUUGUUGCUAAAGUAUGUGGCAGGGCUUGUAGGUAGCGCUCUGGGUCACACAUCUGCAGGGAGUGGAUAUCCCUUUCCUUCCCUGCACCCAGAAGUCACUGCACCUGGGUCACCAUAGGCAGUUUUUAAAUACUGACCCAAAAUGUAGGUUGUGCAAGGACUCUAUGUGACACUGCUCUAGGCUGUAAAUGCUGAAUGUUUCUGAAAUGCUUUGGGAAAGUUCUUCCCAGUAAGUUGCUCAUUUACCAGCGUUCGCGCCAAGGAAGUCUCCCAGAACCAGUUUGUAUUUCUGAGACUCUCCUCAAAGUCGGAAGGAAGCAUACUUGGCAAAAUAGUAGUUGUUGCAAAGUCUUUCAGGUCAAUGUGGAGUUCACAGGCUCCUAAAAGAGAAGGAGGACAGUGGUUCUGUGGGGCUGGUGGUGAGCAUUCAACUGGGAUUCAGAAGCGAGGGAUAAAGGAGCCCUCAGCUGACUUGAGAGGAGCUGCCACUGCCAGAGAGACUGUAGAUAGACUUCAAAUUCCAGCAGAACUGCCUGUCCUGUACAUCACUGCGAAUCCAAGGCUGUCUGUGGGCAACAUGACUGUCCUCACAGUCACAGUAGGGAGAUGUGUUAUCUCCAGGAUAAGUCAUGCAGGCAGCUCAUUCAAUUCUCUGACUUCUCCUCUUUUUAGAGUGAAUAUCUCUGUGUGCACUGGGUUGCAGGAGCCUGCGUGCUGGUUAGGAUUACCUUUGGGGCCCAGGAGGAAUGUGGGAUGCUCAAGUCUGUUAAUGGCAGUGCUGUGCAGCAAUUGCAUUCUGCCCCAGUCCAGAGAGCAGGCAGUCCUUACCCAGAGAGGUGAGGAAGUGGAGGUUGUCAUUCCCCAGCCAGAACUCUGUCAGCUGGUUGCCAAAUCCUCGUUUGUAUGAAUUCCAAUCUCACAAAAAAUUCACUGACCCAUCCAAGCGUCUCUGGAAAACCUAUGGGAAAUGAGAAUUCCAUCCCUGCCAGUCGUUCUGCUCCAGAAGAAGCCCCCCUGCCUGCCUGCUGGUGGCAUGGCCUCAGCAAAGUCCCACUGCAUACACCACUCCAGAGGGCAGCUGGGAGUGCUGAACCAGACUGGAGAUCUUUCUCAUGCAAAUUCUCUUAAACUGUGCUUGGAAAUGAGGAGUUUGCUGGCUGAGCAGGAAUGGGUGGGUUUGGGGUGCUCAGCCUGCUCCCAGAGACGUUUCCCCAAAGAAUCCCCUGCAUUCACACAGGCUUGGUCACAGGAACUUCAGCUGCCCUCUCCACCUGGCUUCAUGGUGUGUUUGCCCUCUCUUUAAUGCCUUCCUCCCUUUUUACUGCUAUUUUAGUGCUAUUUGGAGUAUCAAUAAAAAACAGAGUAGGGAAAUAAAAGUUUCCCUCUCUCCAUCCUGCUCACAAUCCAUCCUCCACCAUCCGUGCCCUUAUCACAGAAGACAGUGCUAGCAUUGCGGCCUUGGGGGUGGAUGGUGUACCAUCCGCUCAGGAUCUUCCCUUUAUCCAGCAGCUCUUGGCAGUUCCUGGCUUUUGAGCAGAGCAGGGAAAGAGUGGAAGUGGAAGGAGUUACAGUGUGCUCACUGCAACAGAGAGCACCGCAGUCCCAUGCCCAGAGCUUUCAGCCUCACGGGUGUACACCUACACGAGACAAAUCCCGCUGCUCUUUGAGCUGCUACGUCACAGGGUGAUGGGCACUUUCUAAAAGAUAGAUGUGCUCAUCCCUCUCAUCUGCAAGGAGGCUUUGGAGGGUCUGAGCGAUGCGCUUACCAGAUGUAGUUGUUCUUACCUACACCAGCCUCGAGGAAUUACAAGGAGCCACACAGAAGCUGCACGUGGCUGCGAGAAGCUAACUGCUAUUUUCUUACUCUGCCUUUUGGUGUCACUACAAAUUGGUUACUGCUGCUGCCUUGUCCUGACCUCUGGUGCAGGGCUUCUGCCUUCUUGCUGUCAUCACUGUGCUGUUCCACAGUGCUGAUGGUGACACAAAAGGCCCAGGAUGAAACUCACCCAAAGGUUCUGGAAAUCCUGGCUCUCCUUUUGCUUCUGUUGGGCAAACAACACCAUGAAUUUCUCUCUGCCUUACUCAUCUGGUCCUUCCUCCUCCCACAACAAUGCUGUUUGCUUUUCAAGUCAAAUCCUGAGCCCCACAUCCAGCCAUGACACCCAGCACCACCAGCACCGGCCCCCGCUCACCCCAUUGCACAGCUGUGCAGGGAUGCAGCAUGGUGCUGGAUGCAGAGGAAGAGGAUUUUGAGACUGCACAGAACUUACUGUGGGAUGUUGAGGGCAGGAUCCAAAGUUGCAAAAAAAGGAUGGAUUUAAGUGAUUUGGAAAGGAAGGAGUAGGGGGAUACAAAUGGCUGGCAGGGAGAAGAUAGAUAGCUGAUCUGUACUUGUGUGGCCAUGCCUGUGCUGGUAACCACUGUCCUGUCAUCUUUCUAACACUGUCCCGGGUGAGAGCUGUCUGUUCUGUGUGUCUGUGUCUGUAUGGGAAGAACACAGCACCUGGAGGAGAGCUGCCCAGGUGCCAGCAGCCAGGGCAGCUACUGGCAGCAUGAGUGAGAGUCAAAAAAUGUGAAUAGAAACAUUCUCUUUAGUGGGCUGCUGUCCUGCUCAGCUCUUGGUGCUUUCUGUGCUAAUCUGAGUGCUCCGAGUGUCUGUGAAGAUGGACAUGUAUAUAUGUGUAUUUGUGUAUAUAAUUGUAUAUGUAUGUACUACGUGUAUGUAAGUUCCUCUGAGAGUAAUGCCUCCUAUUUAUUUCCUUGGAAUCUACAACAGAUACAGUGAGCACAGUAACACUGUUUGAUAGAACAAAUUAUCAGCUACAAAAGACAGAUUUUCAGCAUAGUCACCACCAUUAGCUCUGCUUCUUCACCAGUGAUGAAUAACCUGUAUGCUGUGUUUGUAUAAACCUGCACCAGCAGAGGUGACCCACUGUAGCCAUUGCCACUGCUGAAACGCACCACCCACCCCUCACUGUGCUCC
Messenger RNA from Phasianus colchicus (ring-necked pheasant), 10510 nucleotides. RefSeq names its product dual specificity testis-specific protein kinase 1-like. Gene Ontology annotation, biological process: actin cytoskeleton organization; protein phosphorylation. Gene Ontology annotation, cellular component: cytoplasm; nucleus. Gene Ontology annotation, molecular function: ATP binding; protein serine/threonine kinase activity. The record is from RefSeq and is a predicted model, not a curated record. NCBI's taxonomy places the organism in Eukaryota, Metazoa, Chordata, Aves, Galliformes, Phasianidae.